This is a messenger RNA of Penaeus chinensis, 953 nucleotides long. RefSeq lists its product as uncharacterized. Bases 19 to 738 code for a protein of 239 amino acids. NCBI's taxonomy places the organism in Eukaryota, Metazoa, Arthropoda, Malacostraca, Decapoda, Penaeidae. The transcript has 4 exons. The record is from RefSeq and is a predicted model, not a curated record.
GAGACUGAACAAGGCAAAAUGAAUAUCCUGCGGCAGCUGACGUGGAGGCUAAUUCCUUUUCUUUUGGCAUACUCGUUCUUCGUUCAUGUCAGCGAAUGUGGGAAUAUAAUGGUCAGUCCUAAUAAAUGCUUUGUUAAAGGCGGGGUAGCCAUACAUAAAGCCAGAUCGACCCUUGAGUGUUCCUCGAUGUGCAUUAGCCUCCGGGGAUUCGCUUACAUGUUUAGGGAUGGAAUGUGUGAGGUGCGCGGGGUGGGCCUUGGCACCCUGAAGAAAUCGAUGAAGUUCUCGCCGAUAGUGUUAGAGGAAGUGUCCAGAGGCAAGACACCGCUUUCAUCUGAACCCUAUUCAGACUUUUACGCCGAAAUUAAAGCCAUCGAUGACAGCGACAAAAGUUUCUUCAGCAACAAGAACGGAGUGCCUCAACCCUGGUGGGCAUUAGACCUUCGUGAAGUCAACUUAAUUCACACUGUGGUGAUCCUGCCCAUGUACGUGGGCUUCGGGAGAUUCAACGACAUCGGGGUCUUCGUUGGUACACAGCUCCCGGCCGACGGUGACUUCACCAAAUGGCCUAUGCUGGACCACUACCAAGGGCCCUACUCAUCAGGGGAAGGCCGCGUCAACUUCACCUGCACGAACCUGAUCUCAGGCCGCUAUGUAGCUGUUCAGAGAGUCUCCAUCACGUAUGAGAAACUGGAAUUAAGGGAUGUCAGGGUUUACGUCAUACGUUAUCCUGCCUAGAACAAAAAAAACAAUAACAAUGUCUUGGAUAAGAACCUGCAAAGAACAUGACCUUAGGGAUAUGAAUUUGGUCUGAUCUGCUUUCGGCCCUGCAUGGAAUGCUGUGUGACUAUUGCCGCAAUAUAUCAGCCUAGUUAGAAGUUUAGAAAUAAAUGCGCACUUAUUCGCCGAUAUCUGCAUUUUAUUUGAAAGGGUAUUCACUGUAUACACCACUA